AUGUAUUCAUCCGUUUUUGCUCGUUCUGCUGUACGCUCCCGAGCCGUAACUCGCCCAAUGCGCAGCGGUUAUUAUCAUUGGGAAAAUGAGGACGGUUCGCACCUUCCUUUUAGUACAAAGAAUAAACCUGCCCUUGCUAUAGGAAUGACAGCGUUCCUUGCUUGGGGUUUUUCUAUCCCCUUCCUUGGUGCAUGGUGGCAACUUCAUAAAGUAGGGAAACCCGUAUAUAGGCCUGGCCCACCACCUGAGUAG
Messenger RNA from Dentiscutata erythropus, 252 nucleotides. The record is from the annotation of a GenBank genome assembly. NCBI's taxonomy places the organism in Eukaryota, Fungi, Glomeromycota, Glomeromycetes, Diversisporales, Gigasporaceae.